GUAAAAUGACAUGCGCUAUACAACAACAAAUAGUAGAACGGAUUUGUUUGUCGCACACAGGGUGAAGGUCAGGUUGUGUGCAUUGUUUGAAGGAUGUAUACAUCCUACUAAAUUUACAUACAAUGCCCAGUAUAUAUACAAUCUACUGCAGAGACACUAAAAGCAGUACAGUAGUAUACAAUUCUGGAACAUAAUUCUUAAACCAGAAUAUCUGUUUGUGGUGUGAAUGAGGGCAGAGAUCCUAGUGGCGCCGUCUAGUGGAAGUGAAGCAUCACACAAUAGGAAACAAGCAGCGAAAUGAUCUUAAAAUGUCAGGUGGAUUAUGAAUGGUCCUUAUCUGGCUUCUCCUCUCUCUUCCCUUGACAAACAACCUUCCUGCCAACGACACAUCAUUCAUAAGAUGGGAGAGGCUGAACAAGAGAUAUAUCCAGAUGAUGCUGGUCAUGUGUGAUCCUCUACAGGUGUUUGGCGUGGAUGGGGUGAAUUUCAGCGUGCACGUGGAGAACCAGACUCGUGCACGAGACGCCAUGAGUCGACGACAUCAUCGGGUGUACCAGCUGUACAGCCGCACCAGUGGGAAGCACGUCCAGGUGCUGGGACGCAAGAUCAGCGCGCGCGGAGAGGACGGAGACAAAUAUGCCCAGCUCGUAGUGGAGGCCGACACCUUCGGCAGCCAGGUGCGAAUUCGAGGGAAGGAGACCAACUUUUACCUGUGUAUGAACCGCAGGGGGAAGCUUGUGGGCAAGGCCAGCAAUCGCAACGAGGACUGCGUCUUCGUGGAGAAAGUUUUGGAAAACAACUACACUGCUCUUAUGUCAGCUCGCUACACGGGCUGGUACGUGGGCUUCACUAAAAGGGGUCGUCCUCGCCGUGGCCCCCACACGCUUCCCAAUCAGCAGGACGUUCACUUCAUGAAACGCUUCCCGCCCGGAGAGCAGCCGGACCUCACGCCGUUCCGCUAUACAACCGUCAGCAAGAGGACCAAGAGAGUUCGCGCGGCACGGCCACGCUAACGCCGGAACCCCUAGAAAAAGGACUAGAAACGAACAAAGAGACCAUCCUACAUCACAGCCCAGCAAAAGCUGCUUACCCAAAGCAGGACUGGAUGUGGUAGGACGGUCCCGCCUUACGUUCCUAUCCGUGAUAGCAUCACUCCAUAUUCCACUAGGUUGAACCUCGUGCGACCCUACUCAUAAACACCAGCUGAUUUACACCAGAGCUGUGGUUUACAACAGCUCAUUUAUGACAUGGAGAAAACUAUAACCAAAGUAAACACAACUGUACGGGCAGAGGAAGCAUUAGACUGCUAAUCCAGCCGGCGACCCACAAUCCCACAACGGAGAAACGAUCCUCCCAACGCUAAACAAAACACAACCACACUGGCCUAUAGACGCUGAUCGUGUUGCAAUUUUCCUAAGACAAGACUUCCAACGCUGGACGUCAUCCCGCCUGAGGGAGAGGGGCAGAUAGCCCAGAAGCUGUAGAAGUCGUAAAGGGACACGAAUUGGAAUGGGAGAGAAACAAAUAUGAGAGAAAGUCGACUGCUGGAAGCUCCUUCUGAUAAGACCUGCCUUACAGGAAACAUUCACUUUAAAUAUCAAUUACAUGCCAUGAUUUACUCGCCCUCAUGUCGAUGCGACUCGUGAGAUCUGCUUCAUUCUGUGGAAAAUAAAAGGAGAAUUUUUGAAGAAGCCUUUCACAGAUUCAUACACUAGUGGCCAAAAGUGAUGAGGUUGUAUUGUACAAAAUGGACAAAAAAACGAAACUUAGAAUUAUUCAGCAAAAGGCAAACUACAGCAUAUCAAGGAAUGUUGGUUUUAUCAAAGAUCAAAAAAAUGCAUAGAAACACAAAAAGCUGAUAUAAAAUAAAGCAAACAUCGACUAGAGUUUUACGGGUUAUUGAUAUUUUGUUAAUCUCGUCAUUCUCUUGGGUUUUGACUCAAUAAGCUGUAUACAUGUAUUUUAAUAUUUUUAGCCUCAACACACACUGAAAAUGAUUCAUCUAUCUUUGAUCAAAUAUUUUUAAAAAGAGCAAAGAUGUCAAAUUUCCAAAGUGGGACAUCACUUUUGGCCACUACUGGAAUGUAUUCAUCUCAAUAACCCAGUACAACAUAAUUCACAUGCGUUUAGCCACAAGAAGCAAGGAAAAGACCCAUUUUUUUUUAGAGCAGCUUCUUCUCCGUUUCACUAUAUGCAUCUCAUUGCAACACAUCCAAUCGCAUUUGAAUGCUGUUUUUCCCCCUUCAUGACCUAAUAUUUGAAACGAGUAAAUAAUGACAUUAUUUUAAUAUCUGAGUGAACGGUUUCUUUAAAGCUAAUGAAUGAAUGGAUGUAAUGCUGUAUAGGUGCGUGUACAUGUGUGUGUAAUUACAUAACAUAAUAUUUUUGGUUACAUCAAGACCACGGGGGAUACAAUCACACAAAAGACGGCCAUUACUGGGACGGAUAGAAUUUACUACAACUGGAAUGUCAAAGCUGCACCAAAUACUAUUGACCAAAGACACGUGGUAACCAAUGACAGUACAAACCCUUCACGCUGCUCCCACGAGAGAAGAGCGGGGGGGAAGGGGAUGGGGGGUUGCCACGAAACGACACGAGGAGCAACGUUCCUGUUUGGGUCCAUGUGGAAUGCUGCUACUGGAAAAUUUAAUGGAGAACCAAAGUCUUAUACCAGCUCAUUAAAGGGAAACCAUUAAAAACCUUUUUUUUCCUAAAUAUAAAUAUAUGAAAAGUAUCUAUAAAGAUAAAUGCCGACUAAGUGAUAUAACUCUGACUGCUACUUUCAUUGUUGUUACUAUAAAAGAAUUUCACUUAUUUAUUUUAUCUCUGCGUAUGGCAAAAAUCUUUCCAAAGCCAGUAAGCUCUAAUGAAAUGUGUCUGUGUUU
Molecule: messenger RNA, 2885 nt
Organism: Triplophysa rosa
Lineage: Eukaryota; Metazoa; Chordata; Actinopteri; Cypriniformes; Nemacheilidae
Gene: fgf18a
Product: fibroblast growth factor 18a
Exons: 5
Coding region: 327-1013 (228 amino acids)
Biological process (GO): positive regulation of gene expression; positive regulation of cell population proliferation; fibroblast growth factor receptor signaling pathway
Cellular component (GO): cytoplasm
Molecular function (GO): type 1 fibroblast growth factor receptor binding; growth factor activity; type 2 fibroblast growth factor receptor binding
Source: RefSeq, a predicted model, not a curated record